GGAAAAUAUUGUAUAUUGUUGUACCUGUGAAAAGUGAUCAGCAUGUGGUGAGAUACACUAUGAAAUAACAUAUAGUGAUAGUUCGGGCAACAUUUCAGAAUGUUUCUUGGUUGGAGGUUGUUUACCCAUUGUUUGAUUUGGAAUAAUAUGUAUAAUUGCAAAAAGAGGACGUAUUACCUUACUGCCUGGGAUAUUCGUUUUGUUUCCGUAUACCGGACUACGUAAGCCAAGUAAAUUAAGUUGGAGCGGUAGGACUGUAUAAUACGAUGUCUUCAGAAACAUUAUCUCAAGUGAACAAGACGUUUUUAUCCGGAUCAUUUGAUUCGACAGGCGAUGGUGUGAAUAAUACGACUACCUUGGAAGUUUACGAGGAGACACACGGAAACUUGGAAGUUUUCCUGGUGCCAAUUCUUUUCGCUAUAAUAUUCCUUGUAGGUGUCGUGGGAAACGUCACUUUGAUCUUUACGGUGUUGAAAACCAAAUCUUUGCGGAAUACUCCUAACAUCUUUGUCGUCAGUUUAUCAGUUGGUGAUUUAUUGUUAUUAUUGUGUUCAGUGCCGUUUUCUGCUACACUUUUCACGUGCUUUUCUUGGCCUUUUGGGGCAUUUCUGUGUAAAUUUAACGAAUACAUGCAAACAUUUUCUCUUGGUGUCUCGGUAUUUACACUAACCGCCCUUAGUGGCGACCGGUAUGUUGCCAUUGUUCAUCCAAUGAGCAAACACACGGGAAAACCUACGCUUAUAACAGUGGUAGCUGUGGUUGGAAUUUGGAUCUUUUCCGCAGCACUUGCCAUACCUGAGGCAGUUACAUCAGACGUUCUCUAUUUUGAAGGAGAAGCCCCUAUGGACAAUGGCAACACCACAAUUAUACCAGUAACUAUAGCGAUUUGUCAAAUAUAUCCGGCGAACAGCUUGCCGUUGUGGUAUAGCAAGGCACACUCUAUGUUCAGAUUUAUGGUGUUCUUUGGAAUACCUCUCCUCGUAAUCGCAAUAUUCUACGCCAUGAUGUCGAGAAUAUUAAUAAUCAGCAAUACGGCAUUGCCCUGUGAAUCCGUAAAAGGAUCAGCAAUGAAUCAACAGCAGAAAAGGCAGAUUCAAGCGCGUUUGAAGGUAGCCAAAGUAGUUCUUUCAUUCGUCGUCAUCUUUGUUGUAUGCUGGCUACCACGUCACAUCUCGAUCCUAGCUGGCCACUUCGCCGACCCGGAAUACAACAUGUUUUGGCAUGUUCUUAAAAUAACAUCAUUUUGCCUGACCUAUAUCUACUCAUGCGUGAAUCCAUACGCGCUCUACUUUCUAAGCAGCAAGUUUAGGAAGUAUUACAACCGAUAUUUGUUCUUUUGCUGUCGUAAGAGCUCUUAUCCAGGUUUAGCGGGAGGGGAAUAUUCGGCCACGUGUAAUUGUAACAAUACUAUGCGCCGGGGCAGCACAACAUAUACGGGUGUGGUGCAUUCACAGUCCAUGUGUUAAGGCUGUAAAUGAGGCCAAAUUAGUGCACAUCUAUAUUAAUCAUUAAAAAGGUAGAUAUGGAUUAUUCUGAAUUGUCGCAACAUGCAAGUCUUUUUCAACUUGAUCUUCAUGUAUAAGCACUGAAACAUAAAUUUGUACAAUAAUACGAACCCGAACGCGUGCUGUAUAGCCAAAAAAACGAACGGUAUUUAAGUGUUAACCAGCACGAAGUAUGGGACAUAACCAUUGAAAACAACAUGGGAUUAGCUAAAUGUAAGCUUGAAAUAUUUCGGAAUGGCAAAAGCCCGUAAUGCUGAUGGCUAGAAAUAUGAAUUUAUGCAAAUCAUAUUUAGAAUUCAAUUGUAGAAACAUUAUCAGUAGAGAUUUCAUUUUUAUAACAAAGGAGAAAUAAAUGCAUGCUUAGAUAUAUUGUAUUCGGUAAUGCAUUACAUUUCCCCUGCAGAAAGUCAUUUAAGUGUAAGAAUGAACAUGUCAGAAUGUGCGUUCUCUCAAUGGAUGAAAUGUAAGCCGUAUAUCAUUUGAAUUGUUCGUUGUAUUGUGUAAAAUUAUACUAACAUCACACAGCACGAAGUAAAUACAUUGUUACAAUUAAGCUUUAAUAAAAUACAUAAGUCAUUGUCAUUAUUACAAAGCAGUACGCUUGUUGUUGCUAAUAUUGGUGUUCUAUCUGGGUCUGUUGCUUAAAACACUAAUUGACAGAAUUUACUUGCCUGGCAAAAACAAUAGCGAAAUUAGAGCAAUGGUUCUUAGUUAUUUGUCUUGUGUUAUUGUCAGUCGCUGAAACUGCGUGUCUUGAAUGCGUUUUAAUGUGAUGCUUCUUUUAAUUUCUUCUUUAUUAUUACAAAUAAGCUAAUGUCAUUGUAGCUUAUUGUGUUUAUGUGGGGAAUUUGCUAGAUAUCGAAUAGACAUUAGAAAUAUAUAAAGUAAUAUAAUAUUAAUAUAUUCCUUUUUCGGACAACGUUUUCAGCAUAUGGUGUCCAGUAUGAGUGUGAAAUGUGUUCUUAUAAAUCAGUUGUAUAAUUAUAUAUAUUUUAUUACGUUAUUAUAUUUACGUUUUUCUUUCCUUUGUGCAUGUUAAAAUGAUUUUCAGUCACCUUAGCGAAUAAGUGGGUUUCCUCCGGGUGUUCUUGUUUUUACCCACAGGGCAAGACCACACUUUUCAACUUUUCAUAAUAUUAAUCCAACGAGGGGGAUUAUUAUUGUGUUUAAAAAUAUACUUUAGAAGACAAUUGUAAUGGUAUGUAUUGUUAAUAUGGUAAACAUUUGUUCAAUAAACUGUUGAUCAAAAUUUCUUUCUUAAAAUUGCAAUA
Molecule: messenger RNA, 2776 nt
Organism: Mya arenaria
Lineage: Eukaryota; Metazoa; Mollusca; Bivalvia; Myida; Myidae
Product: neuropeptide CCHamide-1 receptor-like
Exons: 2
Coding region: 267-1466 (399 amino acids)
Biological process (GO): G protein-coupled receptor signaling pathway
Cellular component (GO): membrane
Molecular function (GO): G protein-coupled peptide receptor activity
Source: RefSeq, a predicted model, not a curated record